ACGAGUGAGUGGGUGAAAGAUGAGAGCAAGUAUGGGCAUUAUGAAAGUGUUAGUCCUCCUCACUUUCACAAUCAAAUAUUUGAGGGGCCCGAUACUGAUAUCGAGACUGAAAUGAACCUUGCAAAUGCAAGGCGAACCAAGGGUGAAGAUGCCACUGAUGAUGACACCCCAAGUACCUCUGGACGCCAAUUUGCAGACUCUCAUGUUUCUCAGCGUUUUGGCCAAUCUCCCCUACCUGCUUAUGAACCAGCUUUCGACUGGGAAAAUGAGAGGUCAAUGAUAUUUGGCCAGAGGACUCCAGAGAACCCUGUGGUACACCAUGGCAGUGGAUUGAAGAUCUCUGUGAAAGUUCUGUCCCUUACGUUUCAAGCUGGAAUUGUUGAGCCAUUCUAUGGUACAAUUUGCUUAUACAAUAGGGAGAGAAGAGAAAAAUUGUCAGAAGAUUUCUAUUUUAGCAUUCUACCAACUGAGAUGCAGGAUACUAAUAAAGUAUCUUCAGAACCUCGUGGACUUUUCUAUUUAGAUGCUCUGUCCGCAUCUGUGUGUCUACUAAUCCAAUUAGAGAAGCCUGCAACAGAAGAAGGGGGAGUGAGUCCUUCUGUUUAUUCACGUAAAGAACCUACUAGUAAAGUAUCUUCGGAACCUCGUGGACUUUUCUAUUUAGAUGCUCCGUCUGCAUCUGUGUGUCUACUAAUCCAAUUAGAGAAGCCUGCAACAGAAGAAGGGGGAGUGACUUCUUCUGUUUAUUCACGUAAAGAACCUGUUCUGGCUGAAAAAGAGUCUGAAGAUGGUGUAUUUCGAAUGCUUCACAGUGAUGUAACCUAGUUUUUUACCACCAUUCUUAUUGGCACUACGUACUAGUCUUUCCCAUCAUCACUUAACUGAUCCAGUUCUGUGUGUCUAUGUUUGACCUUGGUAUGUGAUUUAUUUUUAGAUUCCAUUUUUGUCACUAGGGUGGUCAAUAUUGGAACAACUGCUUUAGUUACAGACACAGCAGCAGCAAUAUUUGGAGAAGCUGGUGUUAGUACAACAACUGGAAUAGUGACUCUAUGUAUAUAAGAAUUCUAUCCUCUUUAUGUGCCCCACAAAUCCAACCUCCUUGCCUACCUCUAUUCGUGCUUGUAUGUAACUCAUUGUGAAUUUGUAGUAAAUUAGAGUAAAAGGC
Rubroshorea leprosula is the source of this 1165-nucleotide messenger RNA. The record is from the annotation of a GenBank genome assembly. Lineage: Eukaryota; Viridiplantae; Streptophyta; Magnoliopsida; Malvales; Dipterocarpaceae.